Molecule: messenger RNA, 347 nt
Organism: Manduca sexta (tobacco hornworm)
Lineage: Eukaryota; Metazoa; Arthropoda; Insecta; Lepidoptera; Sphingidae
Product: diuretic hormone class 2-like
Biological process (GO): body fluid secretion
Molecular function (GO): G protein-coupled receptor binding; diuretic hormone activity
Source: RefSeq, a predicted model, not a curated record
AUGGUUCGAGCAACUCUUCUGCUGGCGAGCUGCGUGCUCCUCGCCCUCCUCCUGGUGGUACCAACUCUUUCCUACCCCAGGUAUGUGAAUAACUACUAUCGCAAAGAAGUGCCGUACGAACCCGAAGAGAUAAUGGAUAUGCUGAACCGCCUCGGCAAUCUCAUCCAGAUGGAACGCAAAAUGGAAAACUAUAAAGACGACAUUACUAGUGAGAAACGUGCCCUGGAUCUUGGACUCAGCCGCGGAUACUCUGGAGCUCUUCAGGCCAAACACCUCAUGGGACUUGCUGCUGCCAACUACGCCGGAGGUCCCGGCAGGAGGCGGCGAGAUGCCCACUAAAACCUCUA